This is a messenger RNA of Chrysochloris asiatica (Cape golden mole), 1359 nucleotides long. It is a transcript of the gene ENPP4, whose product is annotated as ectonucleotide pyrophosphatase/phosphodiesterase 4 (putative). Bases 1 to 1359 code for a protein of 452 amino acids. The record is from RefSeq and is a predicted model, not a curated record. NCBI's taxonomy places the organism in Eukaryota, Metazoa, Chordata, Mammalia, Afrosoricida, Chrysochloridae. The transcript is spliced from 3 exons.
AUGAAGUUAUUAAUAAUACUUAUAUUUUCUGGACUCACAACUGGUUUUACAGAAAACUCUUCUUCUAGUUACCCAUCCAAGUUACUAUUGGUUUCCUUUGAUGGCUUCAGAGCUGACUAUCUACAGAACUAUGACUUUCCUCAUCUCCAGAAUUUUAUUAAAGAAGGAGUCUUGGUAGAACAUGUCAAAAAUGUUUUCAUCACAAAAACAUUUCCAAACCACUACAGUAUUGUGACAGGCUUGUAUGAAGAAAGCCAUGGCAUUGUGGCUAACUCUAUGUAUGACGUAGUCACAGAGAAACAUUUUUCUGACUUUAAUGACAAGGAUCCUUUUUGGUGGAAUGAGGCAGUACCUAUUUGGGUGACCAAUCAACUUCAAGGAAAUAGAUCAAGUGCUGCUGCUAUGUGGCCUGGUACCGACGUAGCCAUUCACAAUGUCACACUUUCCUAUUUCAUGAAUUAUAAUGCUUCCGUGUCAUUCAAAGAGAGACUGAAUACUAUUACUGCGUGGCUGAGCAAUUCAGACCCACCAGUCACCUUUGCAACCCUCUAUUGGGAAGAACCAGAUGCAAGUGGCCACAAAUAUGGACCUGAAGAUAAAAAAAGCAUGAGUACAGUAUUGAAAGAAAUAGAUGAUCAUAUUGGUGACCUAGUCCAUAAACUCAAAAUGUCAGGAUUGUGGGAAAAUCUUAAUGUGAUCAUUACAAGUGAUCAUGGGAUGACCCAGUGUUCAGUGGAAAGACUCAUAAAUCUGGACGACUGCAUCAAUCGUACCACAUACACUCUUAUAGAUCUUACCCCAGUUGCAGCAAUACUUCCCAAAAUAAAUACAACACAGAUUUAUAACAAAUUGAAAAUGUGUCACCAUCACAUGAAUGUUUAUCUCAAAGAAGAUAUUCCUGCCAGAUUUCACUACCAACAUAAUGAUCGCAUUCAGCCUAUUAUUUUGGUUGCUGACGAAGGCUGGACAAUUGUGCUAAAUAAAACAUUAACAAAAUGUGACCAUGGCUAUGAUAAUUCCUUGCCUAGUAUGCAUCCAUUUUUAGCGGCCCACGGUCCUGCAUUUCACAAAGGCUACAAACACAACACAAUCAACAGUGUGGAUAUUUAUCCGAUGAUGUGCCACAUCCUGGGGUUAAAACCCCACCCCAAUAAUGGAACCUUUGGUAACACGAAGUGUUUGUUAGUUGACCAGUGGUGCAUUAAUCUCCCAGAAGCCAUUGGAAUUGUCAUCGGUGUACUCUUGGUGUUAACCACUUUAACAUGCCUCAUAGUAAUCAUGAAGAACAGACUGUCGGCACCACAUGCAUUUUCCCGACUGCAGCUACAAGAAGAUGAUGAUGAUCCCUUAAUUGAGUAA